CGGACCCCCUCUUGGCACUUCCCCCCCGGCCCCGGCCACCCCCGCAAACCCACGCGAUCGACUCGACCACGAACUUGACACUGACAGCUUCAAGUUCAACCGUCUCGUUGGUCUCUUCAUUCUCGAUCCGUUCACGAGCACUCACCGAUCCCGUCCGUCGUCGUUAUCCCUCCGAUCUUCUCAUCUCCUUGGUCUUGUCGGUCCGGUCUUCGUUCUCGAUCCGUUCUCUGAGGUCUCACCAUUCUAUUUGUCGUCGUUAACCCCGAGGCUCGAUCACCGAUUUUAUUCGUCGUCGUUAACCCUCAAUCACCGAUUCUAUUUAUCGUCGUUAAACCUCAAUCCACUCAUCUUCUCUUGCUCAUCACACCUCCUGACUCUCUUGACCUUUUGUCUUGGCUUUUUCCAACUGUAUCUACCACUUUUCUCUUCUUGAUCUCAAGAAAGCUCUAAUUCUAUCCAAUCAAGUCACCAAUUCUAUUCGUGGCCGUUAGCUGUUAACCGUUGUCUUUCACUGAGAUUACUACUCGUGGCCAUUUGCCAAGAUUGCAAUCAAACCCAGAGGAUUGGCACGCCCACUGCUUGACACUUAGCAACUUCACCGUUUCUGGAUUGCAAAUGUCACAUCGAAAGCGACAGCGUCCCAGCGCCAGGGACUUCAUUGAUCGGCCAGCACCUCAGGCUCCCGUGAUCGAGGACACCCCACACCCAAUCAACUUUGCUCUGUUGACCACACCAGAAGGGAAUGCCCAACCGGAGGAAUACCUCAAAAAAUUAGAAGAAUUCAACGAACAUGAGCAAACCAUUGAGUUGAUUAAGGGAAAAGAUAAAUUCGAUCUUACCUACUCCUCAUCAAAUGAUCACCAUCUCUACAUUAUCAAAUCCCCUCAACAUGAUAACAAAAUCAAAGACGUGCUAGAUUUUCAACACAUAGCCACACUGUUGUGGGGUCCAGGAAAACGGGAAGUGGCCGACGGGAAAGCAAUCUACCGGGGUCUGCUGAGUUGCCAAGCAAACGAUAAAGUGGUGACGACCGAAGAAGUCUAUGCAAUCAAGUUUUCCUCUCAACGGUCAGCAGAACUUGCUAGCGGAAUUGUCGAGUUCAGUCUCAACAAUUUUUUGAUGUCAAGACACCACAGCGAGGACAAGCCAUCGCUGCUAAUUCAAACAAAGAUUGGAUCGACCCGUUGGUUCAUGAAGGAUUGCGACUCUCCCAUGGUUGAGGCCGACUGGCGAGUAAUUCGCAAGCAAACUCCGUACCUGAGGCCUCUGACUAAACCAGAGGAGAGCCGUCCCCAGCAGCAAAACCACUUACCUGAGAAUGAUCGACUCGCCUUUGAAAUCUCUUACCUCCCCUCUUCCUUCGACAUCCCCAGAAUAAUUGAUAAUCUUUUGCAACUCAAACUCCUUGACCUCCCGACUCAAAUUAAAAUGACCAAAGAAUCCAAUUCAGAAACUCCCAUCCGGAUUCUUCUCAGAUUCAGUGAUCCAACAUCGGCGGUCAUUUCCAAAAUCAAUUUAUUCAAGUUUGGAUUGAAAUCAGAGGAAAAUGAAACGGUUACUUUUUUGACUGAUGACGGGGAUAGUUCGAUUGACGAUAAGUGGAAAAUUUGGUCCAAUGCAAUUGUGUGGGAUGAGCCACGCAUUAAAGCAUAUGUACAAUCCCAAAACCAGAUUCAGGCAGUUAAAUCAGAAGACGAAAUUGAUGAGCUUGAUGAUCAAGGGGAAACCAAGGUUUCAAUUGUAGACAGCGAGUGUCCAGACAGUCAAAAGUUUUUUGAAAGCUCGGACGAGUUCUCAGACCAACCUCAUUCCAGGCCGCCCAAGCAAAGUAGUUCCAGAGCUUAUGUCCAGUCAAUUCGGCAACGUCAAGCAUGUGUUGAGAGAACAAUCUUGCGACUUACGGUUGAGGUGGAAAAGGACUACUUGGAGCAGAAGGCGCAGGACGAUGGCAAACCAAGAUCAAAGUUUUACAACAUCUCCGAGCAGGUUGGGGAUGAUAGAAAGUAUAACAAACUUAUGAAACAACUUGCAAGGAGACGGUUGCUAAGGCGACAGUUGAAAAAUCAUCGGAAAAUCAAGGAUUUGCCGGUCAAAGUCAAGCAACAACGCAAGGAAUGGAGGAAGGAACAGCGCCAAAAAUUUCGAGAUGAGGUGAUUGAAUCUGGGGAUGAAUCUAGUGGAGAAGAUUCUGACGACUCCAGCAAAGAAUCCAACGAUUCCGACGAACCAGAUGAUCAACAUCUUGCAACCUGCCCACAAGAGGAGUGGGAACAAAUCCGCAAAAAACAACGAAUCAGACGAGUCAUGGAAGAACAAGAAAACAGUCCAGGUGCUAAGGGUAAGGAUCCGGAAAAUGUACGGUUGUUCACCAACGAUGAAAUUUACAAACACAAAUUUGCAAGGCCUCAUGAGCCAGGGCCCGGUGACCUUGAAUAAAAUAGCAGUAGCAGUUCUUGUUUUUAUUUAUUGAUUUUAUAUAUCACUCUUGCCUGAUUUCCUUCUUAUUGUAGCUUCAAGUCUG
Messenger RNA from Puccinia graminis f. sp. tritici CRL 75-36-700-3, 2521 nucleotides. RefSeq lists its product as uncharacterized. The coding region runs from base 616 to 2436 and encodes 606 amino acids. The record is from RefSeq and is a predicted model, not a curated record. The transcript has 8 exons. Lineage: Eukaryota; Fungi; Basidiomycota; Pucciniomycetes; Pucciniales; Pucciniaceae.